UCUUUUCUCUCUGUCUUUUUUUUACACUAUCAUCAGCAGCAUUGCCAGCUUCAUCAUCAUCAUCAUCGUCAUCAUCCUCCUCCAGCCCAGCCACGGGGUUUUUGGUUAAGCGUCUCUUCAGCCUGCAGCAUCUUCGCGGAGAAUCUCACCGCGGACAGCCCUCCGGUUCGCGUUAAGUGACGUGACAUCGGGCCAAUCCCGUCCUCGCUCGGGUUGCCAACGCCAUUGAAAGCGAGGGGCGGUGUCCAAUGACGAGGGUCGGCCGGGUGGGGGUGCGGGGUGGUUAGUCGGUGUGGUGUGCAUCGCCAACCCCUCCUAUGGGUUUACACAGAGUUAGUGCAAGAUAUUCUGCUCUGGGAGUGAGAGUGCAAGGAUAAACGCCACACACACGCUGCGCAUCCGUGUCACACUGAGCAGCCGUAACAUUAAGGCUGGUGUUUCUAAGUGGGAUCGACUCUGAGCUUUUACACCUUUUUUUGUUGUUGGUUUUUUUUUUUUUGUCUUUUUCAUAAAUGUCCUCGUGAUCUUUUUUUUUUUCUUUCUUUUUAACCUUGAGUCUGAUUAUUGAUGGAGCUCCGUGAACUUGAAACAUGAUGGGACACGCGUGUCUCUUUUUGGGUUCACCUCGUCUGCGCCUUAACCUUCACAGGUAGCCGGGGAGAAAAGGAAAGAAAGAAAGGGGGGAAAGACGCCGGUUCUCUCUGGACAUGCACAGGAGAUGAGCAUUGAUUUUGGGACCCGUUUAAUUGAAGACACCGCAAACCACUGACCACCUUGCUGUGUCUGCUGGAGAGCGACGCUGAUCACCGCAAUCACCGCAGGUCGCACAGUUAGAUCCAGUCAAUUCCUGAAGUUAAAUGGGGGGAAAAGGAACUGCGACAUAUGCAGCUUCCAAUUUACCCCAGUUUCUGCGACCGGCUGCUUUUAUCUAAAACCUGUACUUGUGUCUGAUUAACCCAGUGCUGCUGGGUGAUUGUUGUUAUUAUUUUUUACCUGGAGCCAAAAGCAGAUCGUCAGAGGAGGAUAUCUUUACCUGAAUGAACUACUGUACUACUGUGGAUGAGAAGACUAUGAGCUGACACACUCCAGUUUUUCUUCUGUGCUGCAACCGAUUUGGGUUUAUUCGUGGAAGAUUCCUGCCAGGAGUCACUGUCUGUAACAACACUGCAUAGAAAGAAACCUUUGAGUUUUGAAGGCUGGAAGCAUAUUAACACUGUUAUGGAUCUAAAAGACUAUUACCUGUUGGGUGCACUGCUUGCCUGCGUAUGGCUAGAUCCUUCAAUAGCCCAAGAGCUAAUUUACCCCAUCAGGGAGGAGUUGCAAGAAAAUGUCCUCAUUGGAAACAUACCAAAGGACCUAAACAUUUCCCAUACAAAUGCUGCCACCGGAACGAGUGCUAAUCUUGUGUACCGGCUCGUCUCCAAAGCAGGAGAUAACCCACUGGUCCGUGUUCUGAGCAGCACUGGAGAAAUAUUCACAACAUCAAACCGAAUUGACAGAGAGAAGUUAUGCCCCGGUCCCUCUUUUGAGGACAGCGAGUGCUCCUUUGAAAUUGAAGUGGUCAUCCUGCCUAAUGAUUAUUUCAGGCUGAUUAAGAUCAAAAUAAUCGUUAAAGACACAAAUGAUAAUGCCCCCAUGUUCCCGUCCCCUGUGAUCAACAUCUCUAUCCCAGAGAACACGCUCAUUAACAGCCGCUUUGCUAUUCCUUCUGCCACUGACCCAGACACUGGCCCCAACAGUGUCCACAAAUACGAGCUGAUCAAUGGGCAAAGUGCCUUCGGCUUAGACAUAGUAGAAACGCCUGAGGGGGAAAAGUGGCCCCAGCUCAUUGUGCAGCAGAAUCUGGACAGAGAGCAGAAGGACACGUAUGUGAUGAAGAUUAAAGUAGAGGAUGGUGGCAGUCCACAGAAAUCCAGCACUGCCAUUCUCCAGGUUACUGUGACAGAUGUCAAUGACAACAAACCGGUGUUUAAAGAGAGUCAGAUAGAGGUCCAUAUACCGGAGAACUCCGUUAUUGGCACAUCUGUAGUGCAGCUCCAAGCUACAGAUGCAGACAUAGGGGCAAAUGCAGAGAUACAUUAUGUAUUUGGGACUCAGGUGUCUCCUGCUACAAAAAGACUGUUUGCACUGAAUGCAACAUCUGGCCUAAUUACAGUGCAGAGACCUCUGGACAGAGAAGAAACUGCUAUCCAUAAGCUCUCUGUUUUAGCUAGUGAUGGCAGCUCAAGUCCAGCCAGAGCUACUGUUACCAUAAAUGUGACUGAUGUUAAUGACAAUCCACCUAAUAUAGACCUGAGAUACAUAAUCAGUCCCAUUAAUGGCACUGUUUUCCUCUCAGAGAAGGAUCCCAUCAAUACAAAGAUAGCACUCAUCACAGUGUCAGACAAAGACACUGACAUUAACGGCAAGGUCAUUUGUUUCAUAGAGAAGGAUGUGCCCUUCCAUCUAAAAGCUGUGUAUGACAACCAGUAUCUGUUAGAGACAUCCGCACUGCUUGACUACGAAGGGACAAAGGAAUAUAACUUUAAAAUUGUAGCGUCUGACUCUGGAAAGCCGAGCUUGAAUCAGACUGCCUUGGUGAGAGUGAGGCUGGAGGAUGAGAAUGACAACCCGCCUAUUUUUACUCAGCCAGUUAUUGAGCUGGCUGUUAUGGAAAACAACAAACGUGACUUGUUCCUCACGACUCUUAGCGCCACAGACGAGGACAGUGGGAAAAAUGCAGAAAUUGUUUACCAGCUGGGACCAAAUGCAUCAUUUUUUGAUCUUGACCGUAAAACAGGUGUUCUGACUGCAUCCAGGGUUUUUGACCGGGAGGAUCAGGAUAGGUUCCUCUUCACUGUAACAGCAAGAGAUAACGGGACGCCCCCUCUGCAAACGCAGGCAGCCGUUAUUGUAACCGUGCUGGAUGAAAAUGAUAACAACCCCAAGUUCACACAUAACCACUUCCAGUUCUUUGUGUCUGAGAAUCUUCCUAAGUACAGUACUGUGGGGGUGAUAACUGUGACAGAUUCAGAUGCCGGAGAAAAUGCUGCUGUUUCUCUUUCUAUUCUGAAUGACAAUGAGAACUUUAUACUAGAUCCUUACUCUGGGGUGAUAAAGUCUAAUGUAUCCUUCGACAGAGAGCAGCAGAGUUCCUACACUUUUGAUGUAAGGGCUGUGGACAGUGGCAGGCCUCCUUGCUCCUCAGCUGCCAAGGUGACCAUCAAUGUCAUUGAUGUGAACGACAACACACCCAUCGUUAUCUACCCACCCUCCAACACGUCUUUCAAGCUCGUGCCUCUCUCCUCUAUCCCAGGAUCUGUGGUAGCAGAGGUGUUUGCUGUAGACGGUGAUACAGGGAUGAAUGCAGAACUCAAAUACACAAUUGUGAGUGGGAAUAACAAAGGUCUGUUUCGAAUUGACCCAGUCACAGGGAAUAUUACUUUGGAGGAAAAGCCAGCACUAACCGACAUAGGCUUGCACAGAUUAGUGGUCAAUAUCAGUGACCUGGGUUAUCCCAAAUCUCUCCAUACUCUUGUGCUGGUGUUUUUGUAUGUUAAUGACACUGUGGGCAACUCAACACUCAUCAAUGAUCUCAUUCGACGCACCAUGGAGACCCCAAUUGACCGAAACAUUGGUGAAAGCAGUGAAACCUAUCAGAGUGGUGACUAUUUAACCAUAAUGAUAGCUUUUGUUACCGGCGCCUUGGUGGUGAUUAUUGUCAUCUUUGUGACUGUGCUGCUGCGCUGCCGCCAUGCUUCUAGAUUCAAAGCCGCACAGAGAAAAAAGCAGGGGGCAGAGUGGAUGUCACCCAACACAGAAAACAAACAGAACAAAAAGAAAAAGCGCAAGAAAAGGAAGUCCCCCAAAAACUCCUUGCUCAACUUUGUCACCAUAGAGGGGAACAAACCUGACGAUCCUGCCCACGAGCCAAUCAACGGAACCAUCAGUCUGCCCACCGAGCUGGAAGAGCAAGGGAUUGGACGCUUUGAUUGGAAUGCCACGCCGACCACAACCUUCAAACCUAGCAGCCCAGACCUGGCCCGGCACUACAAAUCCGCCUCGCCGCAGUCAGCCUUUCAUCUCAAGGCUGACACACCGGUCUCAGUGAAGAAGCAUCACGUGAUACAAGAGCUCCCAUUGGAUAACACAUUUGUGGGGGGCUGUGACACCCUUUCCAAGAGAUCCUCCACGAGCUCCGACCACUUCAGUGCCUCAGAGUGCAGCUCCCAAGGAGGGUUCAAGACGAAGGGGCCCAUGCACACCAGACAGCAGGGAACAUUAACUCGUGCCCGAACUGAACUGAACCCUGAAUAUCUGGACCUUCGUCCUCGAGCUGAGCUGAACCCUGAAUAUUGGACCCCUUGCACCCCUUUAUCACAGCGGCGCGUCACGUUUCACCUGCCGGAUGGCUCCCAGGAGAGCUGCAGUGACAGCGGUCUGGGGGACCACGAGCCUGUAGGCAGUGGCUCCCUCCUCACACAACCUCUCCCUCUGGUGCAGGCGCAGGACGACUUCUACGAGCAGGCCUCCCCUGAUAAGAGGACUGAAGCUGAUGGAAACUCCGAUCCCAACUCUGAUGGCCCCCUUGGACCACGCGGUCUAGUGGAAGCUACAGAGAUGUGUACACAGGAGUGCCUUGUCCUGGGACAUUCAGACAACUGCUGGAUGCCGCCAACACUGGGAACAUACCAACAGCCCAAGUCACCUGUAACCAGCUUCGGGUCUCAGAGGGAGUGGGGUCCCAAGGACAAACUGCUCAAUGGACAUACUCUGAGCAGAACCUGGAAAAAUGAGAGUGGGCGGUCAGAGCAUUUUGGUGACAGAAAGCAGUUUGGAAGUGGGGAGGGACACUUCACCAGCAGUGGCAUGGCUGAUAUUCCACUGGUGAGUCUCAAGUCCUGCCAGCCAGCCUCUUGCCCAGACAGCCCAAAGGACCAGCAGCUAUAAGAGGGACUUUCCUUCUGUGCUGUUAGAUGUCCUUACAUCUGGACACAGUGAACAGGCGGAGCAUUCAUCUGAGCUCCUCCCCAUUUUAUUUUUUCUCUCUUAUUUCUGUUCUUCGCGCUUAAGUUGAUGCUUCUGCAGUGUAAGAGCCACAUUUACUAUGGUGGUCACAAAAUAGUGCUUAUGCUGUGUUACCAUGGCUCUAGAGGAAACUGUGUGUGUGAUCCUCUAUGGAUUUCUUCAACAUUCAGCAAGGUUUUCUGUUGAGUUCGAAUUGGACAAGUGCCACGGGGACAUGCAUAAAUUAAAAGAAAUUAGAAGAAAGGAAAAAAAAACUACCAUGGCUGACCAAUAUAUACAAAUAUUUGUGGUGUGGUUGUUAUUGAGUUGUUCAGGACUAUAUUUAAUCGACACAAUCAAAGAAAAUGGAAUUACACUUCAGAAAGUGUUGUUCUAACACUGUUUGUGAACACUUGUUUAUUCUGUCAUUGUCUCUGUGUUUGUAAAUAAGACUUAUUAACCACUAUCAUGUAUCUGUAAUAUCCAAAGUGAAUAGGACAGUUUUUGGCCGUUGUCAUUAUAAUGCCUUGUCAUCAGAAUUUGGGAUUUUAGCUGGACGGAGCUCUAUAAUAUGGGAAAAUGUACAACAACAAGACAUUUACGUAUUUCUUGGAAAAAAUACUGUUGAUUUUGAAGCAAAUUUUCCAUCUCGUAAUAUACCCAGUGUUGCCCAUAUUUCGUAAUAAUUUUCUUCAAGUAAUGCAAAACCACAACCAAAUCUUUUUUUCUAAAAAAAACAAAAGAAAAACACAAACAAACAAAAACAAAAAAGCAAAAUGUUUUGUAUGAAGGAUGUCAGUGCUCAAUAUGUGCAUUAUAAAAAUGAAAAGCUCUGAAAGCUCUCCAUAAACCGGUUUUGAAGGUGUUCAGUACAAAUUAAAUAGCAAUAUAUUUGUAAAUGGCUAAAUGUUUUAUCUAAUGUUGAUCUUAUUACUGUAUAGAUUUUAUUCAAAUUGUGAUUUGACUGAGAAAAAUCCCUCAGUAGUAUCUGCAGUUUCCUGGCAUAUGUAUAUAUAUGUAUUAUUUCCACACAAACUAUUAUUUUCCAUACAUAAGAAAACACAGGUUAAGAUAACACUUUAAUCACUGUGCCUUCAUGAUGUUUCUUCAAAUACUGAAUUGUGCUUAUUUCAUUGACAACAUGUUGGCUACAAAGAAUAUUCUGUAUGAUAAUCAAAUGCCUUAUGCAUUGAAUGUUUGCCAAAUUUAGAGACAUAAUCACACACAUGUUAAAGUACAAAAUCAAGUAGAUGAUACUGAAGAAAAACACAAAGGCAUGUGCAGAUAAUGGGUUAACCAUGAGAGACCAUUUUCUGUCAUUCCACUGUCUGAAAAGGUUUGUUUUAUUCCACAGCAUGGAGGGCAAAUUACACAAUGGAAAAAGCAUGCUAAAAGAUAUAGCUUUUAAAAUUAACUUGAUCAUUUUUGUGUCAUUUUACUUUGUUGGAAUAGCGUUGAUUUGUGCAUUAAGGAGAGAUUCAGUUUGUAAAGCACUUUCAUAUUUAUGUCACAAUAUAAUGAAGUUAAGUGGGAUGGAGUGAUUUGCUUAUCGCAGUAUGUUUGUCAGUUGUGAGGGUGUUUGACAACACAGAUACUGAACAGUUAAUCCUUGUUACUACUCUACAGGUAUACAGCUACUGCAAUAAAUGUUUUAAUUACG
This is a messenger RNA of Oreochromis aureus, 6646 nucleotides long. RefSeq names its product protocadherin-9. The transcript is spliced from 5 exons. The coding region runs from base 1219 to 4929 and encodes 1236 amino acids. Gene Ontology annotation, cellular component: plasma membrane. The record is from RefSeq and is a predicted model, not a curated record. Gene Ontology annotation, molecular function: calcium ion binding. Lineage: Eukaryota; Metazoa; Chordata; Actinopteri; Cichliformes; Cichlidae. Gene Ontology annotation, biological process: homophilic cell-cell adhesion.